This is a messenger RNA of Saprolegnia parasitica CBS 223.65, 324 nucleotides long. RefSeq lists its product as hypothetical. Bases 1 to 324 code for a protein of 107 amino acids. The record is from RefSeq and is a predicted model, not a curated record. Lineage: Eukaryota; Oomycota; Saprolegniomycetes; Saprolegniales; Saprolegniaceae. The transcript is spliced from 2 exons.
AUGAAGACACCUGUCGACGACUGCAGUCGGUUUGCUCAUCCUCAGCCUCUCGAAGACCAAGCGCUCGACAUUCGGUGGUUUCUUCACGCGGUAUCGACCGUCUUGGUCUGGUCGGGACCACUUGAUCGCCGCUACGCAGCUCUUUUGAGCGACAUGCUCGGUGACCUCAGCGUUCUCCUCGCCGAGAGCUCGCUGCAUCUGCCAACGUCGUUUCUCCCGCAGCUACUGGACGCACUGCUGCGAGUGACGUCAGACCGCUUUGCCGACCCCGCGCUCCUCCUGCGCGUUCCACCACUGCUCGUGUCGCAGCAAACUAACUUUUAA